Liolophura sinensis is the source of this 3326-nucleotide messenger RNA. RefSeq names its product zinc finger and BTB domain-containing protein 24-like. The record is from RefSeq and is a predicted model, not a curated record. Gene Ontology annotation, molecular function: RNA polymerase II cis-regulatory region sequence-specific DNA binding; DNA-binding transcription factor activity, RNA polymerase II-specific. Lineage: Eukaryota; Metazoa; Mollusca; Polyplacophora; Chitonida; Chitonidae. Gene Ontology annotation, biological process: regulation of transcription by RNA polymerase II. Gene Ontology annotation, cellular component: chromatin; PcG protein complex; transcription regulator complex.
UUGGGUGUUAUGUGUGAUUGAUGGGUUAGUGCAAAAUAUACCACGCAGAGAAAAUUUGAUACAUAAAACUGCAAAAAUUUAAAUGAUUGUUGGUUGGAGGGGCGGUAGGAUGAGAAAGAUUAUGGAUCGCCACGUACUGUACUGUACACCACCAAACGUCAUCCAAUCCUUAACCACUAAAGCAGUUAUGUUUAAAAUAUCGAGAUCCAUCUAUUGACUUGAAGCAAAAUAAAGCACUUCGUUGUAUGCUUUGCAUGUGGAGAAAGCGAGGAAAGAAAUGUUUGGUAUCGAAAACUGGACCCUGUGUGACACUGAUAUGGUUAACAUGUCAAUGUCACACAGUAUUCAUUGUACCCGAGGUUACAGGAUUUCUCCCCUUAGGCUGAGGUUAAUGACUGGACUCUGAAGUACGUUUCCUAUAUAUUUGUAUUCUCUGUGAAGGCCUUGGGGAAGAAGUUUCAUUGUGAAUUGACCGAGCUACCUUUUAUUAAAUGAAGAUAUUAUUAUAAUGUUGAGAUAGAAUGGAGAACAGAGAAGGGAGAAAAACAACAAAAAGCCUUGUUCAAGACAAGUCUUGCGGUCUAGACGAUAGUAACCGUGAUGACACAGGUGAAUCAGGUGAUGUGAGGCCAACAGACCAUCAGCCUGUUGUAGUACAGUCCGAGACGUCAGAGGGUCAGUCUCACGUCGUUAUCGCCCUUCAGACUCCCGACGCCGUGCAACACAGCACUAACACAGGCCUGCCAAUAUCCAAGGAAACCUUUGUGGAGUUUGGCCACAGUGAGGCAGAAGCUGAAACCAUUAGUCAGAUAUUCAUCGAGGUGUGUUCAGCAGAGAGCAUGGGCAUGGUCGAGCAGUCCGGGGCACAUACAGCAUCAUCAGGAGAAGAUGCACUGGAUGCAUUAAGGAUACAAAGAGACCAAAGUGUUCAAGUUAAUGACUAUGAGAUUGAGCGAUCAGGAAAGCUGCCAGCUAGACGGAGGAUUAUACCCUACAAAUUCAGAGACUUCAGAAACCCAGACUCUGAAGAAGAAGAUGGCGGCGACUCAGACUAUAACCCAGAGAAUGACUUCCUACCGGUGAAACGAAGACGAGGAGCAGGACGGGGUAAAAGAGAGGUAGAUGGUGAGGCUUCAGAGAGUGUGAACAAACCUGGCAAUAGCAGGGGGAGAGGCAGGGGCAGAGGGAGGGUUAAAGGUUCCAGAGGGACCUACAGGAAGGGCAAGGGAUAUACCUGCCAGAGUGUGACAAGGCCUUUACACUUAAAAGGUAACCUGAGGGUACACUUGAGGAUCCAUAAAGGAGAAAAACCAUUUGCAUGUGACUUUGAAGGUUGUACAAAAAGUUUCCGUACUAAUGAGACUAUGAGGAGGCACAAGCUUGCCCACCUGGGAAUUAAGCCAUUUGAAUGUGAAAUUUGCCAGAAGAAGUUUUCAUCUAAUGUCUCCCUGAGAGAACAUGUGUCAAUUCACAACAACGUCCGGCCGUAUCAAUGUGACAAGUGUGACAAGUCAUUUCGUCACAUCAGCACCCUCAGUCGUCACAUGAGCAUCCACUCCUCCGCUACACCUUACAAAUGUGACCACUGUGGCAAGCAGUUUGCACAGAUGGCCUAUCUACGUUCUCAUCAAAGGGUCCAUACAGGAGUUAAACCAUUCACUUGUGACCAGUGCAUGAAAAACUUUGCUUACCAGUCUGAUCUUAUCAGACAUAAGGUUAUCCAUACAGGUUUGAAACCAUAUGCGUGCGAAGUGUGUAAUGCUCGUUUUUCUGACCCAUCCAGUCGACGACGGCAUCUCAAGGAGCAUGUAGGAUCCAAACCAUAUCCUUGUGAAAUGUGUGGUGAGGAGUUCAAACGUGCUGGUCAGCUGAAAGGUCACCUCAGUAGGAUACAUAAUGCUGUCACAGAGACUGUCAAGGUAGUAGGGGACAAAGGGACAAUACAAUUCUUGUGCAAAAAUCCCUCAGGGUCCAGGUCUCAGAAAGAUGCAGAAGAAGAGAAUAAAAUCGUGCAGUUGAUUAGCAGCUUAAGCAGAAGUGAGUCUCUCCAGCAGAUUUCAUUGGUUGGUCAAUCACAAAUGGCCGGUUGCCAUGCCAAUGACGUGGAUGAGGACACACCUGAUGCUGACUGUGAACAGAUUCUUAUUGAAGCUGCUCAGGCAGGAGAAGUGACUGUACAGACUAUGGGAGAACAGUUAAUAGUGACCAGCCUAACAGAGUCCAUAGGUAAUCACUCAGCAAGCCAGCAACAUGAAGUACAACUUCAUCAACAGAUUGUGGAGACAGCAGACAUUCCUUUUGUGGAGAAGGAUGUGAGUUUAGAGCCAUCAGCUGUCAGCGCACAACCGAAUUCAUCAGUAACGGACAGCUUGGAGGAAGAAAACGAUGAAGACAAUGUUGUGGAGUAUAUGUAUGGGAUAAUAGAAGACAUUGGGGAUGAAGAUGGACAGGGUCAGGUGGUAGAGAUCUGUUGUCAACAGGAGGAUGCCGAGAUAAAUGAAGGUGAAUCUCUGGAGACAGCCAUUGAGAGUGAGGAACAAGAGCAGGAGGCGGAGUCAAACAGUAAAGCUGCCACAGAAACACUCACAGCCGUGGAUUAUGUCUCUAAUCCUGACUUCUCCAGCCAGGGCUAUUACAACUGGCUGUCAAACUUUACAGAGCUGUGUAAAAUGGUACCAAUGCCUUUAGAUGUUGACUUGUUCCAGAAGAUCAGUCAGGUCCACAAGACUUUGUCAGAUGUCAUGGCAACGCCAUCAGGGGUACUAUCUAUCAAAGAAAAUUAUAAAAUACUAAUGAGUAUUACUCGUGAUCUAAAUGUUAUCAUAAGCGAACAUUUAGCCUUUGUUUUAGAUAAUCUAGACAACUCUAAAGAUUCCAGUUGAAUGUGAUUUUAUCCUGGCUGUAAAUAUUCCCGACUGGUAGAAAUGGGAGUAUAGUUGGAAAAAAAUCAGUGAAAAUCUUCUAGAUCUUCAAGAUCAAGUGAAUAACACCUGUCAACCUAACCAUUACUCAUUCUAGAAACAUGAACCUAUCAUAUCACAGACGGUUUGGUCUGUUUGCCAUCUUUGUCAAGUAUCUCAGUAUUAGGGACUCGUGUAAAAAUGAAUUCGUGAGUUUAUGAUAUUUGGGAAUUGUGACUUGCCAACAGGUCACCUCAAGUUCAGCAGUCAUAGGUUUGUUAAUGAAAGAGGUUGUUCACUAAGAGCAGCCACCCAACCACUGCGGGGUGUGUAUUGUUAGUACCCUCUGGCUUCACCUGGGGCUUCCACCCUAUCUGUCUAUUCUCUGGUAUAGUUUUCCAAAAUUACAUUUCUUAUUUCAUCAUA